Molecule: messenger RNA, 1352 nt
Organism: Ceraceosorus bombacis
Lineage: Eukaryota; Fungi; Basidiomycota; Exobasidiomycetes; Ceraceosorales; Ceraceosoraceae
Source: the annotation of a GenBank genome assembly
AUGUCCUGUUUGCCCUUUUCACUGACCGACCUCCUGCUUGGGCCAUCCAGCAGCAGCAGCGACUCGAAUGAGGCAGUGGACCUGCUGCUGCUGGGAUCCGGCUGGACGGGCUCGUUCUUGGUACCUCAAGCUCUAGAAGCUUCUCUUCGCGUGGCAUACACCACUCGAGCGGGUGCAUCCGGCUCCAUCGCAUUCCACUUUGAUGCCGCUUCGGAUGAUGUGGAGCCGUUCAGGGUGUUGCCGGAUGCCAACACCGUCCUCAUCGUCUUUCCCUUUUACGAAGAGAUUGCCGUCAAGAGAUUGGUCAGCGGUUAUCUCGAUAGCCGCGAGGCGUCUGAAAAGAUGACCACCAGGUUCAUCGCGCUCGGCAGCACCGGCAUUUGGGAUGUGAGUCAGCCUGUCGUGUCCCACCCUAUGCGCACCCGCACUCGCACUCACGACCCCGCCAUGCUCGCAGUAUGGUCCAACAGCCCAAGCCCAAGCGCAAUUCGCGCCCCUGUCUGCCUCAGCCCACCCUUUGCUUGCUCGCUGCCUGGACAAGCCCAAGCUGAGCUCGUCGCCGUGGCAAGACCGACACUCACCUCAUGUGGGCGUGCCGCGAGGCAGAGCAGAGGACUACCUAUUGUCCCUGUCGCACGGUCCAAACGACAUUCGUCCUCACCCCAUUCCCACAUCCGUGCUCAACCUAAGCGGUCUGUGGGGACACGGCAGGAGUCCAAGGAGGUUCAUUGCACGCCUGGCGCCCGCCAAGGAGAGUAUUCGCAGCUUGACCAGUGUGCACUUUGUGCAUGGCAGAGAUGUUGCUAGAGCCGUGCUGGCCAUGCACGGUCAGUGGGCCAAGGCCAACGGUCAAAGGUGGUUGCUCACCAACGAGCGCGUCUAGUGAGUGCCUGCCCGUACAUUUCUCUCAGAAUGCGCGCGCUCACUGCCAUCCACCCUCCUCUCUCUCUCUCAUAGCGACAUGUGGGAUCUCAUCUCGCAAUGGGGCAAUGCAGGCGAGGAGGGCAGAGAUCAUCCACCUCGCGGCCCCCAGGCGCAGUGGAUACAAGAAUUGAUUCGAGAAUCGCGUGGCGCACCGCCACUCGACGAACAAGGCAACAAGAAGCCGCGGCAUCCCAACGUCGAUGGAGUAAUUCGCAGCUUGCCUCGAAGCGUGGGUGAGUACACGGCGGCGCGGCGCGGCGCGGCACAUGACAGCGCUGCGUUUCAGGUCGCACUUUUCCCUCCUGGCCCCCACACUGAAGCUGGCGCCCUUCUUUCCCCUCGAACCAGAGCAAUUGGGGCACGCUCUCGAUGGCACGGACUUUUGGAGCACCUUUGACCUUGCACCAGACGUGCCAUGGGUCGAUUGA